ACCUUGCGAUUGGUCUCGCUAGCUUUUUUCAGAAACCAGACCAAACUUCAAAAUUAGUAUUUCCAUCGUCAGAUCAGUUUUUGUCUUUUCAUUUCAUCUUAACCUGUAAACAGAAGUUGAAACGAUCCUUUGGUUUCUAUCUCCACGUUAAGUUCAUGUCUUUUUUAUAUUAAAAGAGUCAAUCGCUACUACUUUUCUUGUUCACAUCCAGACGGCACCCUCCAGUAUAUCAAAGGAAACUGUUUGAUGAGGGAAUGCAACAUAAAGCUAUAAAACAUUAGAAAGUGAUAGAGUAAAGAAAACAGUAAAAUAUAAUCCACACUUCAAAUAUUGAGGAUUUUCAGGGUACUAAUUCACCAAAAGUGAAAUACAAGAUUAGCACAAGCAAUUCAAGUUAUUGCAUCUAGUUGUAUAGUUAUGGAUGCAUGCAGCAAUGAUGUUUCAACAUCCAGCUUCAGGCACAAAAAGAAACCAACAUUCAGAAAUAGCAGAAGAAAUAAUGUGCAAGAUGGUAGUGAUACAGCUAAGCAGGUAGAGGAAGGUGGCCUGUCGAAUAGUGACGAUUUGAAUAAUUUGUCAACACUUAAUUUAUUAGGCAAAAGAGAAGAUGAAACAAUUCUUUUAUCAGACGAUGGUGAAACCAAACAUGCUUUACUUGCUAUUAGUGACAAGGAUAAUGGCCUCUCGGAAAGCUUGGCUGCUUUACCAAUAAGCGCACCAAAUAGCUUUUUGAAAAACAAACUUCUUGUUCUUGAUUUGAAUGGGUUGCUUGUGGACAUAGUUUCUUGCCCCCCGAAGGGCUAUAAAGCAGAUGUAAAAAUUAGGAGAAAAGCAAUAUUUAUGAGACCCUUUUGCCUUGAUUUUUUAAAGUUCUGCUUUGAGAGAUUUGAAGUGGGAGUUUGGUCUUCAAGAAUUAAGAAAAACUUUGAUGAUGUCAUUGAUUAUGUUAUGGGAGAUAUGAAGCAUAAGUUACUGUUUUGCUGGGAUCUUUCUCAUUGCACUUUGACACAGUUCAAUACUCUUGAGAACAAGCAUAAGCCCUUGGUUUUUAAGGAAUUGAGGAGAAUCUGGGAAAAAGAUGAUCCUGAACUUCCUUGGGAGAAAGGAUAUUAUAACGAGUCAAAUACAUUGUUAUUAGAUGAUUCACCUUACAAAGCAUUGCUUAAUCCUGCGAAUACUGCAGUUUUCCCUCAUUCAUACCACUGUCAGAAUAGGCAGGAUAAUGGAUUAGGCCAUGGGGGUGAUCUUAGAGUUUAUCUGGAAAGACUAGUUGAAGCGGAUAACGUACCGAAGUUUAUAGAGCAACAUCCAUUUGGCCAAAAUCCUAUCAAUGAAGGAAGUGUGUGUUGGGGCUUCUACCUCAAGGUUAUGAGCUCUUUGCAUCCUUUACCAACCACAAGAUAACUUCUCUUUCAUCUUAACUACAGAUAUGAUUUUGGUAGUUACUUAUGAAGUUGCCUUGAGCAUAUUGAAGAGAAAAGAUAAAGGAGGGCUGGAACAGCUCUUCAUCAAUGUUUCAAAUUGCUGAAUAUAUACCAUCACAUUUAUCGUUGCUGGUUUACUACGGUAUAUCAAAUAGUAACGAUGCAAUAGUCUGAAAAAACUUCUUCAGGUUUUAUCAUUUGAUUUAUUAUAUUUAGCCUUGUUGGAACAGCUCUCUUUUUUGGCUGAAAUUUUUCAUUGUUUGUCAAGCAUGAUAACUGUACAGUAAUUGGAUUCAUUAGUGAAUGACAGUCUUGACGACUUUUCUAAUUAUGCA
Messenger RNA from Ricinus communis (castor bean), 1759 nucleotides. RefSeq lists its product as uncharacterized. Gene Ontology annotation, molecular function: phosphoprotein phosphatase activity. Lineage: Eukaryota; Viridiplantae; Streptophyta; Magnoliopsida; Malpighiales; Euphorbiaceae. The coding region runs from base 418 to 1404 and encodes 328 amino acids. The transcript is spliced from 7 exons. The record is from RefSeq and is a predicted model, not a curated record.